Papaver somniferum (opium poppy) is the source of this 1667-nucleotide messenger RNA. RefSeq names its product TATA-box-binding protein-like. Lineage: Eukaryota; Viridiplantae; Streptophyta; Magnoliopsida; Ranunculales; Papaveraceae. Gene Ontology annotation, biological process: DNA-templated transcription initiation. The record is from RefSeq and is a predicted model, not a curated record. The coding region runs from base 453 to 1055 and encodes 200 amino acids. The transcript has 9 exons. Gene Ontology annotation, molecular function: DNA binding; RNA polymerase II general transcription initiation factor activity.
AGCGACCCAACUUUUUUUUCUCUCUCCACCUCAUAUUCAUCCGAAACAUCCAACCAAACCAAACCCUAAUAUCAUCUUCUCCAAUAGAUCUCCCUCUCCAUUCUUAUCAUUCUUACAUAUAAAAGUAUCAUAUUUUAAAAUCUCUUAACCCCCUUUCUUGAAUUCAGAUUUCUAUCCGUUGAAAGGUGUUAACUUUGUUGAUCCAAAUCAUUCAAAACGAACCUAGAUUUGCGAUUUGACUCUUAUUGAUUUGUGAUUCUCCUCUAAGCUUAUAGAUCUUUGGAAGAGGAGUUGAUUUAGAUUUGUUUUUGGAUAAUAAAAGAGAGAAAAAACCCUAAGAAAUAUCGGAUUUUUAUACAGCAGCAACCGACAAAGGGUUUGAAGCUGAACGAGUUCUACAUUUUUGCGGAUAAAGCUCCAAGUGAUUUAUUUGCCUCAGAAGCAAUUAAUUGAUGGCUGAUCAAGUCUUAGAAGGAAGCCAACUAGUAGAUCUUGCCAAGCAUCCUUCUGGAAUCGUGCCUACACUACAGAAUAUUGUAUCUACUGUCAACCUGGACUGCAAGUUGGACCUCAAAGCCAUCGCUUUACAAGCUCGUAAUGCUGAGUAUAAUCCAAAGCGUUUUGCUGCCCUAAUCAUGAGAAUAAGGGAGCCCAAAACAACUGCGUUGAUAUUUGCUUCUGGGAAGAUGGUGUGCAUUGGGGCUAAGAGCGAGCAGCAAUCUAAGCUUGCAGCGAGGAAGUAUGCUCGAAUUAUACAAAAGCUUGGGUUUUCAGCCAAGUUUAAGGACUUUAAAAUUCAAAACAUCUUCGGCUCUUGUGAUGUGAAAUUCCCCAUUAGGCUUGAGGGGCUGGCAUAUUCUCAUGGUGCCUUUUCAAGUUAUGAGCCAGAACUCUUUCCAGGUCUGAUCUAUCGAAUGAAACAGCCAAAGAUUGUGCUGCUUAUUUUCGUAUCAGGCAAAAUUGUUCUCACAGGUGCCAAGGUUCGAGAUGAGACAUACACAGCCUUCGACAAUAUAUAUCCUGUCCUAACUGAGUUCAGAAAGAGUCAGCAGUAACAUAUGGUACUCUCGUCUUAAAUUUCAAAGGUAUUCAAUAUGAAUGGUGAUCCGUACGGAAUGGAGUUCAUACUUCAUAAAUAGAAGGAAACGAGAAAGAAAGAUCAUAAUAGACUAUUUUUAUAUUAGGCUGCAGGAGAGCUUGUAUAGCAUGUCAGUGAUCAUCACCUGUGUUAUCCUGGAAAUCAAAACACCAUCCUUCACCACUUAUCUUUGUAUUUUAUUUUGUUGGUGUGCAGGCAACUGUCUUAUCAUGUUAAGCCUGUCUCUUUGUACUCGAAUAGAAGGGGUUUAAGCUUUUCCUCAUGCCUAUGCCGUUGCUACAGUUUUGUGGAAGAUUCAUUCCAAUUGUAAAUAUAGGAUGAUAAGGAGACCACAUCACCGGCAAUUGCAAAUAUGGGAGGACAUUGGCUGGCGUUCAGGCUUUUUUGAUGCAUCUCAUAAAUUAUGAGGAGACUUUAGAGUGUAAACUGUGGAAUUCACCAAGUGUGCAACUACAUGAGGGGAAAAAAAUUAACAAAAAGAACAAACUAAUUUUUUUAAGGAUUCAACUCUGCGGUUUUUAAUUUUUUUUUUUUUUUUAUAUAUUAAUAAGAAACACUCUUGGGUUCA